AUGAAGGUCUCAACCGUUGCAGUUCCCCUUCUCGCAAGUCUAGCUAGCGCGGGGCCUGUAGAGCUCGAGCAACGCCAGUCUUGCCCUAAGGUGUACGUAUUCGGGGCCCGCGAGACGACGGUCCCACAGGGCUAUGGCACCUCACAGGGUCUUGUCAACAUGGUGACACAGGCAUAUGCGGGAGCGGGCAAGGAGGCCAUCGUCUACCCGGCGUGUGGCGGCCAGAGCAACUGCGGAGGGGUCAGCUACGAGAAUUCGGCCAAGCAGGGUACCGCAGCUGUCGUCAAGGCCGUGACGGACCUAAACAAGAGAUGCCCCGACACCAAGAUUGUGCUCAUUGGUUACUCCCAGGGCGGACAAAUCAUGGACAACGCCCUCUGCGGUGGUGCUGGCGCUACUCUGACGGGCACCGCCCUCGACGCGGUCAAGGCCGCCAUCUUCAUGGGCGACCCGCACAACGUGAAUGGCUUGCCCUACAACGUUGGCACCUGCAAGAACGGUGGCUUCGCUGCCCGCCCGAGCGGCUACAAGUGCUCUCCCGCCAACCCGGCCAUCAUCCAGUCUUACUGUGACUCGACCGACCCGUACUGCUGCAACGGCAACGACGCCAACUCCCAUCAGCAGUAUGUCAACAAAUAUGGCUCGCAGGCGCUGACAUUUAUCAAGAAGCUCUUGGACGCCGCAUAG
This is a messenger RNA of Lasiosphaeria miniovina, 687 nucleotides long. RefSeq names its product cutinase. Gene Ontology annotation, molecular function: hydrolase activity. The record is from RefSeq and is a predicted model, not a curated record. The transcript is spliced from 3 exons. Lineage: Eukaryota; Fungi; Ascomycota; Sordariomycetes; Sordariales; Lasiosphaeriaceae. Bases 1 to 687 code for a protein of 228 amino acids.